This is a messenger RNA of Moneuplotes crassus, 1007 nucleotides long. Lineage: Eukaryota; Ciliophora; Spirotrichea; Euplotida; Euplotidae. The record is from the annotation of a GenBank genome assembly.
UUUUGAAAUCUUAUAGUAGCCUAAAUACUUAAAAUAUGAAUAACCUAAUGCACACAGAAAAUGGUAAACAUUUACUCGAAACAACUGAUACUAUUGUCGAGAAGAAUAGCCUCCAAAGAGUCAAUAGCACAGAGGAGACCAAUGCUCCAGCAUCUCAGCCCCCAGAAACAAAGAUCCAGCAGCCACUCCAUCCCGAGAGAAGCAAUCGGUAUAAGAUGGUUAAGAUACAGGAGAAGCUUGAGGAUGAAAAUGAGGUCAACGCUUGUGAGACAGGUGGAGAAAAGGAAAUUACCAAAAUAGAAGUAAGCCUUAAUCAAAGUUCCAAAAUCUCCCCUCCAAGACAAGCCUCAGUUCAGUUAAAUUUAAAGUCAAGAAAUAUGCCAACAGACAAUGUAUCAAAACCUUCGCUUCCUAAAGUAAGAAGGACGAAACAGAUCCAGAAUAGGCAAGAAGGGAUCAAUCAGACUAAGUGCCAGAAUAACAUUUAUUGUGGAUUAAAAAGAAAGGUACCCUCUAGCACUGUUGAAGUAGAAAACCUUUACUCCGAAAAGCCCUUACUUAACUUUGAGAAAAGAGAUGAUGAAGGAUCAGAUAUCAAAAUCAUCAAAAAAUCCCAGAGCCUAAAUACAUUCAGAUUUAAGGAACUUGUGAUGAAGAAAAUAAAGACUCAGAACGAUCUUUCCCUCGAUCUUGACAAAGUUGAUGAUCCAUUCGAUCUUGAUAUGGAAAGUAGCCUUAGAAUGAAGAGGUCUAAAUCAAUGCUAAAGCCAAUAUUCUCUUUUUGCCCUCCUGCUCCUCAUAACACAACGAAGUUUUAUUGUCAGUUGAGAGAAUUACCAUCGCUGCCUAAUUUUAAUAAAAUCGAUGAUGUGAGUGAUGAAGAAAGUGAUAGCUUUAAUAAGAACUCCCCUGAUACAUGAGAGUCUAUGUGAGGUUUGGUGAAUAAAGAAAUGUUUUCAUAUCUCUAAUAAUACUCCAACUAAAUUAUUGAUAAGAGCCCUGUUUCA